Lolium rigidum is the source of this 1008-nucleotide messenger RNA. RefSeq lists its product as uncharacterized. NCBI's taxonomy places the organism in Eukaryota, Viridiplantae, Streptophyta, Magnoliopsida, Poales, Poaceae. The record is from RefSeq and is a predicted model, not a curated record. The coding region runs from base 423 to 809 and encodes 128 amino acids. The transcript is spliced from 8 exons.
GUGGGAGGGUCCAUAUCCUGCAGGAGCUCUUCGGCAUCGGCACCAAAAGAUGGGAGAUCCUUGUGUCGAGGAGGUGAUGGAGGAGACCCACAACGUGUCCCAGGAGGCAAAGGGCGUGGCCAUGGAAGCUUGUCUCUUUCAAGGGAAACUGGAAGGAGCGGUUGAGUAUCCGACCAAGACAAUCCUGCCGAAUAGCAGCAAGCAUGUAUGAUACUAGAGGAUGAUACGAAGGCCACUUACAUCACUAAUCUGUGCUUUAAUUCUGCUCUAGAGAGAGCAGCAUCUGUGAUGAUACCAUCUAUAGGUUGGGAGGCUAUAUGAUGUCUUGAAUUUGGCCGAGACGCCUGGCCAUGGCUACGACCUCUCGGGAGAGCUACUGAUGGGAGAUCCUAGUGUCGAGGAGGUGGCGGAGGAGACCCACGAUGUGUCUCAGGAGGCAAAGGGCGUGGCCAUGGAAGCUUGUCCCUUUCAAGGGAGGCUGGAAGGCGAAGACCACUUACAGCACUAAUUUGUUCCUUAAUUCUGCUGUAGAGAGAGCAGCAUCUGUGACGAUACCAUCUAUAGGUUGGGAGGCUACAGGAUGUUUUGAAUUUGGCGGAGACGCCCGGCCUUGGUUACGAAUUGUCAGGCUAUUGAGCCAAGCGAGAGCUAGAUUCAGUUGCUGCUACUGGGCUUAUGCUAAACAUGGAGCCAGAAGAGCGUCGAGCCUGCUCGCAGCAAAGGCAAGGCACAAUGGCUGUGAUGCGGGCUCAAGGUGCGCGCCUAUGGCCAUGGAGCGGACAAGCUACAGAUUAUUCAUUCAUCCUUGAACUAAACGAACGUGCUGAUGUGUGUAAUGUAAAAUCGGCUCAAGAUGUUUGAUUUGGACGUGUAAUGUAUUUGCCCAGAAUUGAUUGUGUCUUGUUAUUUGAAUGUUUCCCGUAGUGUGCACAUGGUAUUGUGUCAUUAUUUCUAAAAGUAUAUAUAUGUUGUGUUGCUGACUCUGGGAGACGGCUGGUAAGCAAUGUA